AUUAAUAGUAUCGGACCAUCGGUAGGACAUACAGAGGACACAUAUUUCUGGCUGUUUUGUUAACACAUUGGACAGUAUAUUUGUUAUACACUUGUGUGAACUGUUAAUUUUAUUGCAUACAUUAAAACAGGAAAAGAGUUAUUUAAAUGUGGGGCAUAUUGAUUUGCUUUAAACAAACUUUUACUCUAUUAUAUUGGAAAAAGAAUGGAUAGUAACACGGAUUGGUAAUUUUAGGGUAUCUAAUCGAGGAACGCUAACAAUUGUUGUUUGACCACGGGAAGAAAAACAAGAAUUAGCUAAAAAUAUUUUGAAAAAAAAACAACACACACACACACAUAAAAAGAUGCCGAUUGAUAUUUACGACAAAGAGUUCCAAAACUGGCUAAAAGGUGUAUUUGGACUUAACACAACACGAAAUGCUUUGUGUGAGCAUAUUUUUGACAAACUUGAUGAGGACUUGAAAGAUAUCCCACCCUCAGAAUUAAAACAAUUUUUCAUAUGCUUAAACUUAAAUGGCAUUUCUCGAUUAAGAACACAAAGAAAAGGCGGUAAACAAUGGGGUUGUAGCCAUGACAAAUGCAAAAUACUUAUGGAACGUUUCGUUAAUAAUCAUGAGCAGAAAAACGUUUUAAAGUUAAAGUGGAAAGAAACAACUUUAAGUGAAAGCAUUGGAAAACUCAAUCCAGAAAAUCAAGCAGAAGAUUUCAAUUGGAAAGUUAUGAAACUAUACAUGCACCUAGACAAAGACGAAGCUAUAGAGAACUACACAAGUUUAAAAUGCCUUGAUAUAUCUCGAGUUAUCAAAACCAUGAGAAGUUGUAAAUUAUUUUUUCCAGAUGGCUCACUUGAACCUUAUGAUAAGGUUUUGGAAUCAAGAAAUAAGCUGAUGCACUCGCCUGACAACAUAAUGAAAGAAGAGGAAACUCAAGAAAUUAUUAAAUGGUCGAGGGUUCUUUUGGGUAGCCUAGAUAUAACCGAAAAAACAUAUUAUAAGGAUGCCAUAGCAGAAUUGGAAGACAUUGAAAAGAAAGACUUUGUUAUAAAGUACCAAUCUGAAGAAAGUAAAAAAAUCAUAGCCAAGGUGUUAGAGGCGAAAAUUGUUGCCGAUGAACUACAUAAAAGUAUUGACGAUGACGAUCAAAGGCGCACGAGUAAACGUUUACAAGAUAUGCUUAAAGAUAUUGGAGGUUUCGGGGUGACAGCAAAUAAAGGAUUGGAAUAUAAGCCAGCUGAUUAUAAGUCAAUCGUUAAGACAACAAUUGAACAGAAAAGUUUAACGAUAGAACAGGAUCAAGCAGAGUGUGAUGAAAAAAGCGACGACUAUAAAGAAUUGGAAGCCCUUAAGCAAAAUACAGAACAAACUCUUCAAGAAGUUGAAGAAGUUAUAAAUAGGCCGGAGCCUGAAGAAAUGGUAGACAAAAUUGACAGUUUGAACAAAGAACUGGAAAGUAAAAAAUCAGAGGAAACUCGAUUGAAGACAGAGUCAGCUAAAACAAUAGAAAACCUCCAUAAUAAAGUGAAAUCCUUAGAAAAAGAAAAGAAAGUAAUAGAAAAUAAGGUUCAACAAUAUAAAAAGGAAAAUGAAAUUCUGAAAGAAUACACAAGCAUGCAUGAAGAAAGUUUACAUCAAGGUGAGGCACAUCAGUUUCUACAAACGAUUAAUACUAUGUCAGACGAUAUUGCAAAUGAAAGGGGUGGAAACGUUUCACAUCAAAAUCAGAUUAAAGUCGACAAAUAUAAAAAGGAGAAUGAAACUCCGAAAGAAAACACAAGCAUGCAUGAUGAAAGUUGUAAUAUGUUUUACCUUAGUUAUAUAGCAGAUAUGGCUGGAAAGGCGUAUGAAGAAGUUCAAAAAAUCGAUAGGAAAUAA
Molecule: messenger RNA, 1870 nt
Organism: Ruditapes philippinarum (Manila clam)
Lineage: Eukaryota; Metazoa; Mollusca; Bivalvia; Venerida; Veneridae
Exons: 11
Coding region: 344-1870 (508 amino acids)
Source: RefSeq, a predicted model, not a curated record